Molecule: messenger RNA, 2854 nt
Organism: Passer montanus (Eurasian tree sparrow)
Lineage: Eukaryota; Metazoa; Chordata; Aves; Passeriformes; Passeridae
Gene: BDH2
Product: 3-hydroxybutyrate dehydrogenase 2
Exons: 10
Coding region: 117-854 (245 amino acids)
Biological process (GO): siderophore biosynthetic process
Cellular component (GO): cytoplasm
Molecular function (GO): 3-hydroxybutyrate dehydrogenase activity
Source: RefSeq, a predicted model, not a curated record
CACAGUUGGACUACAAAUCCCAACAAGCACAGGGAAAAAAACACAACUGUAGAGCUUCCUUUUGUACAAGGGUCGGUAAAUACAACAAAGCUGCUUGAGAUCUCUUGGUCAGCACCAUGGGGCGGCUGGACGGGAAGAUCAUCCUGGUGUCUGCGGCAGCACAGGGCAUUGGCCGAGCAGCUGCCAUCGCUUUUGCUAAAGAAGGAGCCAAAGUCAUUGCUACAGACAUCAAUGAGUCUAAACUGCAAGAACUGGGGAAAUAUCCAGGCAUUCAAAUACAGGUUCUGGAUGUCACCAAAAAGGAGCAGAUUGAAAAUCUGGCCAAGGAGAUUGAAAAGAUUGACGUCCUGUGUAACGUUGCAGGGUUUGUUCAUCAUGGAACCAUUCUGGAGUGCGAGGAGCAAGACUGGGACUUCACGAUGAACCUCAACGUUCGCAGCAUGUACCUAAUGAUCAAGACAUUUCUUCCAAAGAUGCUUAAACAGAAAUCUGGAAAUAUUAUAAAUAUGUCUUCUGUGGCAUCCAGCAUCAAAGGAGUUGUGAACAGGUGUGUCUACAGUACUUCAAAGGCAGCAGUUAUUGGGCUAACAAAGGCUGUGGCUGCUGAUUUCAUUGAACAAGGCAUCAGAUGCAACUGCAUAUGUCCUGGAACUGUUGACACACCAUCUUUACAGGAAAGAAUCCAAGCCCGGCCUAACCCAGAACAGGCACUGAAGGACUUUCUGGCCAGACAGAAGACUGGCAGGAUGGCUACUGCAGAAGAAGUGGCCCAUCUCUUUGUGUACUUGGCCUCUGAUGAAUCUGCCUAUGUGACUGGUAAUGAACUAAUCAUCGAUGGAGGAUGGAGCUUGUGAUUGACUCUACCUGCAAAUGGAAAUUCAUACUAUGAUGGGCAAAAAAUUAAGAUGGUGUUUCUUGCAAAGAUUGAGAUCAUGCAUGUGAUGGCUUUCCAAACAAAUUUGCUGCUCUCUCUAGAUUGAUCUUACUGAUUAACUUUUCCUUAAAUAGAGAAACACUGGAGUAAAACAUACUUCAUGUGGCUUCAAUUUAUGGCAACUCCAAAAACAUGAAAGAACAGCAGUUUAAUGUUUAAGAUUUCAGGAGGCCAAAAAUAUUAUUCAUGUUACAAAAUCUGAGUUGUGUUUUAAGCAAAAUUUGAGUGAAAGCAAUUAACUAUUAUCUUUAUUCUCAUCUUACCAGGUAUUUGGAAAUUAAAUACUCACAAUUAGAUUUUCAUGUACAGGAACAACUAUACAAGGGCAGUAUUCUAGCAGAUAUGGAUGGGAGUAUAUGUGAGAGGAGUAUUCUUAAACAAAUGGGUGGAUCUUCAUGAAUAUGCUUUGCAGCACAAAAGCAAAAGGAAUGGAUUUUAUCACUCUAGAUAGAGCCAAUAUAUUUGUCUCCAAAAUGAUGUACUAAUAUUGGACAAAUUCUGUAAAAUGUGUUGCUAGGUGCUGCACUUUGGUGCUCUGUGCCUUUGUCUCAAGUACCAAUACAGCUCACACUACAGCACAAGGAAAAUUUCUCUGAAAAGUACUGCUUCUGCAAGAAUCAAGAAUAUGUGAUGAUGUUUUUUAUUGUGAUAGCACGUGGUUGCUUUGAUUCAUGAAAUAGAAACCUAUUAUUGUCAAGUUUCAUACUCUGGGAAAAAACACAGGUCCUGACCAGGGAUCUAGGGCAAUGAAUAACCUGAAUUCACAAAGCAUUUGUUUUGCUAACAUACUGCUUAAAACCAACAUGAAUUACAUGGUCUGACUGCCUGUAAAUAUGGUUACCUUUAACAUCGUUCCAUUUAUCUAAUUCAUAAAUGAAACUCUAUGUAAUUUAAUACAUAACUUCAUAUACAUUACAUACAUGUAUAUGUGAGGGAGGAAUUAAGGACUAAAUGCUCCCGAAUAUGAUUUAUCAGUAAUCAAAGCACAGGAAAAAUGUACAAUAUUGUGUGUGCUUCUAUAAGAAUAACUGCCAUGUUUAUAAAGUAAUUGCCUUUCUAUAUCACCUAAAGCAUUAAUAUAAAUUGGUUGAUUUCAAAGAUAAUGAAAUUGAUCUAGUUAAAGUCUGGCCUCUUAUUUUAAAAUAAUUGUAUGUAAAUCUAAAUUUUAUAAGUUUUGUGGCUGUUGACUUCAUUGGGCUCAUUAUGGGCUUAACGUUUACCUUUAAUCAUGGUUGGAGCAUUCUGACCUUGUGUAGUUUGUUUAUGGGGUUUUAGAGAAUCUAAUAUUUCAAUCAAGUGACCCUGGCAGCCAAGCAGGAUCACGCUGGGGCGCAAAUCCAAAGUUAUCCAAAAUUGCUCCAAAAAUGUUCACUGAUAUAAAUUCAAAUAUUAAAAAUUGAGGCUGGUAGAACAUUAUUUCAAUGGUUUCAGAGUUUAAUAUGAUGGCCAAAGUCCUUAUUUUAUAGUAGAUGCAGAAGGCUUACCUUGAAAAGAGAAAUUUCCCCGCUGCAGUAACACAGGGAAGGUGUACUGUGUACUCUGAAAAUACAAUUAAGAAUCUGAGAGAAAAAUCAUUAUACUUAUUGCACAUUACCCAUCAUUACUUAACCUUUAACUCGCUUAGUAGAGCUGCUGCUCAAAAACAGCUGCUGCUGUUGUCAAAGCCCUUGUGCAAGAAAAUAAGUACCACCUGCCUUUAAACUGCACUAAAGGCACAAAGGGCUUUUUUAAAUGGUAGACCAAAAAUCUGGUGGACAAGAAAAGUAAAAAUCAGCACAUUUUGCUGCCUCUUGCCUUAUUAGCAGUGCUUUUCAUGGAGGUGUUAGCAGCUGCAACUCUGAAAUGUGUUCCAAUGUCAUGAGGUUUUUCAGCAGACUUGCAAGAAUUAUUAAAGGAAAAUGCUUCUUAAUGCUCUCGUGA